CCCGCCGCGGCCCGUGCCCAGCUCUCGAGCGCGCGGUGGGCGAGCGGCCACAGGGGCGUCCCGGCCCGUCCGCUGACCCCAGCUCCGCGCCGCCGCCACCUGGCGAGCCCGCGGCCGGCCUGGAGGACGACGCGCGCCUCCGCGCUGUGUUCGACGCCCUGGACGCGGAUGGGGACGGCUUCGUCCGCAUGGAGGACUUCGUCCAGUUCGCCACCGUCUACGGGGCAGAGCAGGUGAAGGACUUAACUCAGUACUUGGAUCCCAGUGGGCUCGGCGUGAUCAGUUUUGAAGACUUCUACCAGGGCAUCACAGCUAUCAAAAAUGGAGAGUCCAACAGCCAGCUGCCCAGCGUGGUGCCUGCCCAGGAUGAGGAUUCCUCAACCUGCGCUGAUGAGUUCUACGACUUCGUCACCUACGAGGCCAACGAGGUGACGGACAGUGCGUACAUGGGCUCAGAGAGCACCUACAGCGAGUGCGAGACCUUUACCGAUGAGGACACCAGCACCCUGGUGCACCCUGAGCUGCAGCCUGAGGGGGAUGCUGACAGCGCUGGUGGCUCAGCUGUGCCCUCUGAGUGCCUGGAUGCCAUGGAGGAGACUGACCAUGGUGCUCUACUGCUCCUCCCAGGCAGGCCCCGCCCUCGCAGCCAGGCCGUCRUCAUGGUGAUGAGCAGCGAGGAACAUUUUGAGGACUACGGUGAGGGCAGUGAGGCUGAGCUGUCCUCAGAGGCCCUCUGCAGUGGGGAGCUGGGCUGCAGUGACACCGCUUUCCUCACUCCCAGCUCCGACCCGCUUGCCUCAAAGCUACACAGCAUCCUCACUGACGAGGCUUUUGAGUUUUACUGUAGCCAGUGCCACAAACAAAUCAACCGCCUUGAGGACCUUUCUGCCCGCCUGAAUGAUCUUGAGAUGAAUAGCCCAGCCAAGCAGCUGUCCAGCAGGAAGGUGGCAAGGUACCUGCACCAGUCGGGGGCCCUGACCAUGGAAGCUUUAGAGGACCCUCCCCCAGAGCCUGUGGAGGGUCCAGAGGAAGACAUUGCUGACAAGGUUGUCUUUCUGGAGAGGCGGGUGUCAGAGCUGGAGAAGGACAGUGCUGCAGCCGGAGAGCAGCAUGGUCGGCUUCGGCAGGAGAACCUACAUCUGGUGCAUAGAGCCAACGCCCUAGAGGAGCAGUUGAAGGAACAGGAGCUCAGAGCCCAGCAGAUGGUCCUGGAAGAGGCCCGGAAGCAGAAGGAGCUCCUGUGCAGAAUGGAGCGAGAGAAGAGCAUCGAAAUUGAGAACCUACAGGCCAGGCUGCAGCAGCUGGAUGAGGAGAAUGGUGAGCUGCGGUCCUGCACGCCCUGCCUGAAGGCCAACAUUGAGCGUCUAGAAGAGGAGAAGCAGAAGUUGCUGGAUGAGAUCGAAGGGUUGACGCUGCAGCUCAGUGAAGAGCAGGAGAGCAAGAGGAAGAUGGGGGACAGACUUAGCCAUGAGCGGCACCAGUUCCAGAGAGACAAGGAGGCAACCCAGGAGCUGAUAGAGGACCUGCGCAAGCAGCUGGAGCAUCUACAGCUCCUUAGGCUGGAGGCUGAGCAGAGACGGGGCCGCAGUAGCAGUCUGGGCCUGCAGGAGUACAACAGCCGCACCAGGGAGAGCGAGCUGGAACAGGAGGUCCGAAGGCUCAAGCAGGAUAACYGCAACCUGAAGGAGCAGAACGAGGAGCUCAACGGGCAGAUCAUCACCCUCAGCAUCCAGGGUGCCCGGAGCCUCUUUUCCACAGCCUUCUCUGAGUCCCUUGCUGCGGAGAUCAGCUCGGUGUCCCGUGACGAGCUCAUGGAGGCUGUCCAGAGGCAAGAGGAGAUCAACCUCCGCCUGCAGGACUACAUCGACAGGAUCAUCGUGGCCAUCAUGGAGACCAACCCGUCCAUCUUGGAGGUCAAGUAGUCCCUCCAAGACCAGCCUGGCUGCUCAGUCCUCCACCAGCACCCAGAGAGCCCCUCACACCUUGAGGAGCUACGCCCAGGCAGUGGGGCUACAGAGGGUGCACAGCAGUACCAAGGAGGGAGAAGGAGAGCCCCCAGCGUGUAGUCCACAGUGGACAGGGAGGGGGCAGGGCCUCUCAGCCUCUGUGCAGUGUCAUGGCAGUCUCAGGCUGGGGCAAGUCCCUCUGACUUCCUCAUGACAGACCCCUCUUCCCACCAGGGCUAUGACAGCCACACAAGCACCCUGACACAUCCAAUCCUGGUUGCUCCAGAUGGACUCCCUGUAUGGGACAUGGUGGUGUGGGAAGGACAGGUGGGUGAGGCUGACACGUGCAGGGUCUGGCUAUGAGCCACAGGMCCCUAGUGCUCUCCUCCCCAACUGCUCAGGACAUCACCCAGCCAAAUGCCACCUCGAUCCAGCUUUAGGCCCAAGGGCCUCCAAGCUGUGCAGCCAUCCCAUGGCCUGACCCUUGCUGCAGUAGCCCUCAGGGACUCUUGACUCUUAUGCCAAGACUGGGGCAGGAGCCCACUGAGACUCUUUGCUCUGAAGUCAGGACUUGGGAUCCCGACUCUGGAACUCAUUGCAUGGAUGGUGGACAGUCCUGUCCUGACUCCCAGGUGCAGGGGCCACUUCUCUGGGUGUGGCCUGCCUUGGCCUCCUGGAGCAGUCCUCCCUAGGCGGACUGCCAUCGCCUUGGGUGAAGUCAGAUUUUUUGGGCCCCGGUCCAAAAACCUCAUGGCUCUGACUUAAAAUCGCUGUUCUUCCUGAGGGUGCAGGAGGGCAGGGAAGCAGGCUUUUCCACGACUUGAGCAGUGGCUCCUUGCAAGCUGCUGGCCCAUAGCCUGUGGAAGUGAGUGCGUGCCUUGUGCACCUGCAGCCCUGCGCCUCCACGUGGCCCUCCACACUAGAGCUUGUGUGGCCCUGUGUUGUACAGUUUUGGGGAAAGCCUCGGGUGUAAAUCAAUGUAAACUUGGAGGAGAGAUUUUUCUAUCAUGUAGAGUAGGUAUUUUUUAUAGAUUGAAGGUUGAUCAAUUUUUUAAUACUUUACAGAGAGAAAACUAUCUGUGUAUACACAUAAAAUAUAUAUAUAUAUGUAUGUAUAAUAUAUAA
Urocitellus parryii (Arctic ground squirrel) is the source of this 3071-nucleotide messenger RNA. RefSeq names its product RAB11 family interacting protein 3 (gene Rab11fip3). Lineage: Eukaryota; Metazoa; Chordata; Mammalia; Rodentia; Sciuridae. The record is from RefSeq and is a predicted model, not a curated record. Gene Ontology annotation, cellular component: endocytic vesicle; recycling endosome membrane; cleavage furrow. Gene Ontology annotation, biological process: regulation of cytokinesis; endocytic recycling.